CGGGGUUUGGCGGCUCCCCUCCCCCCGCCCUGAAACUUCCCGGGGUGCGUGCCUGGACGCCGGGGAGCCCGCGCUCCGCCCCGGCCGACUCAGAGGCGGCUCUCGCGCCCUGGCGCAGUCAGCCUUGCCGGGGAAAGAAAUGACUGCUGUUCACACUGGCAACAUAAACUUCAAAUGGGACCCCAAAAGUCUAGAGAUCAGGACUCUGGCGGUUGAAAGACUAUUGGAGCCUCUUGUUACACAGGUUACAACCCUGGUCAACACCAAUAGCAAGGGGCCCUCUAAUAAAAAGAGAGGUCGUUCUAAGAAGGCCCAUGUUUUGGCUGCAUCUGUUGAACAAGCAACUGAGAAUUUUUUGGAGAAGGGGGAUAAAAUUGCAAAGGAGAGUCAAUUUCUCAAGGAGGAGCUUGUGGCUGCUGUAGAAGAUGUUCGAAAGCAAGGAGAUUUGAUGAAGAGUGCUGCGGGAGAAUUUGCAGAUGAUCCCUGCUCAUCUGUGAAGCGAGGCAACAUGGUUCGGGCAGCUCGAGCUUUACUCUCUGCUGUUACCCGGCUGCUGAUUUUGGCUGACAUGGCAGAUGUCUACAAAUUACUUGUUCAGCUGAAAGUUGUGGAAGAUGGUAUCUUAAAGCUGAGGAAUGCUGGCAAUGAACAAGACUUGGGAAUACAGUAUAAAGCCCUGAAACCUGAAGUGGAUAAGCUGAACAUUAUGGCAGCUAAAAGACAACAGGAAUUGAAGGAUGUGGGCCAUCGGGAUCAGAUGGCUGCAGCCAGAGGAAUCCUGCAGAAGAACGUUCCGAUCCUCUAUACUGCAUCUCAGGCUUGCUUACAGCACCCUGAUGUUGCAGCGUAUAAGGCCAACCGGGACCUGAUAUACAAGCAGCUGCAGCAGGCAGUCACUGGCAUUUCCAAUGCUGCGCAGGCUACUGCGUCAGAUGAUGCUUCCCAGCACCAGGGUGGAGGUGGAGGAGAACUGGCAUAUGCUCUCAAUAAUUUUGAUAAACAAAUCAUUGUGGACCCUCUGAGCUUCAGUGAAGAGCGCUUUAGACCGUCCCUAGAGGAGCGCCUGGAAAGCAUCAUUAGUGGUGCUGCGCUCAUGGCGGACUCGUCCUGCACGCGUGAUGACCGACGUGAGCGAAUUGUGGCAGAGUGCAACGCUGUUCGCCAAGCUCUGCAGGACCUGCUCUCAGAGUACAUGGGCAAUGCUGGACGUAAAGAAAGAAGUGAUGCACUCAAUUCUGCAAUAGAUAAAAUGACAAAGAAAACCAGGGACUUGCGUAGACAGCUCCGCAAAGCUGUCAUGGACCACGUUUCAGAUUCCUUCCUGGAAACCAAUGUUCCACUUUUAGUAUUGAUUGAAGCUGCGAAAAAUGGAAAUGAGAAAGAAGUUAAGGAAUAUGCCCAAGUUUUUCGUGAACAUGCCAACAAAUUGAUUGAGGUUGCCAACUUGGCCUGUUCCAUCUCAAACAAUGAAGAAGGUGUAAAGCUUGUUCGAAUGUCUGCAAGCCAGUUAGAAGCCCUCUGUCCUCAGGUGAUUAAUGCUGCAUUGGCUUUAGCAGCGAAACCUCAGAGUAAAUUGGCUCAAGAGAACAUGGAUCUUUUUAAAGAACAGUGGGAAAAACAAGUCCGUGUUCUCACGGAUGCUGUGGAUGAUAUUACUUCCAUUGAUGACUUCUUGGCUGUCUCAGAGAAUCAUAUUUUGGAAGAUGUGAACAAAUGUGUUAUUGCUCUGCAAGAGAAAGAUGUGGAUGGGCUAGACCGCACAGCUGGUGCAAUUCGAGGCCGAGCAGCCCGGGUCAUUCAUGUAGUAACCUCAGAGAUGGACAACUAUGAGCCAGGAGUCUAUACAGAGAAAGUGCUGGAAGCCACCAAGCUGCUUUCCAACACAGUCAUGCCCCGUUUUACUGAACAAGUGGAAGCAGCCGUGGAAGCCCUCAGCUCAGAUCCUGCACAGCCCAUGGAUGAGAAUGAGUUUAUUGAUGCCUCCCGCCUAGUAUAUGAUGGCAUCCGGGACAUCAGGAAAGCAGUGCUGAUGAUAAGGACCCCUGAGGAAUUGGAUGACUCCGACUUUGAGACGGAAGACUUUGAUGUCAGAAGUAGGACAAGCGUCCAGACGGAGGAUGACCAGCUCAUAGCUGGCCAGAGUGCCCGGGCAAUCAUGGCUCAGCUUCCCCAGGAGCAGAAAGCGAAGAUUGCGGAACAGGUGGCCAGCUUCCAGGAAGAAAAGAGCAAGCUGGAUGCCGAGGUGUCCAAGUGGGAUGACAGUGGCAACGACAUCAUCGUGCUGGCCAAGCAGAUGUGCAUGAUUAUGAUGGAGAUGACAGACUUCACCCGAGGUAAAGGGCCACUCAAAAACACAUCAGAUGUGAUCAGCGCUGCCAAGAAAAUUGCUGAGGCAGGAUCGAGGAUGGAUAAGCUUGGUCGGACCAUCGCAGACCAUUGCCCGGACUCGGCCUGCAAGCAGGAUCUGCUGGCGUAUCUGCAGCGCAUAGCCCUCUACUGCCACCAGCUCAACAUCUGCAGCAAGGUCAAGGCUGAGGUGCAGAACCUUGGCGGAGAGCUCGUGGUCUCCGGGGUGAGUGUCAGCGGGGGAAGCAGCCUCGUCCACCCCCUCCACGCCCAUGCCAGUUCCUGCGCAGGGAGGGAGCCUUCCUGUCGGGCCCACCUCACCUGUGCCUGUGUCUUGCAGGUGGACAGCGCCAUGUCCCUGAUUCAGGCAGCCAAGAACUUGAUGAACGCUGUGGUGCAGACAGUGAAGGCAUCCUACGUCGCCUCCACCAAGUACCAAAAGUCUCAGGGCAUGGCUUCCCUCAACCUUCCUGCUGUGUCGUGGAAGAUGAAGGCACCUGAGAAGAAGCCCCUGGUGAAGAGAGAGAAGCAGGAUGAGACGCAGACCAAGAUUAAGCGGGCCUCACAGAAGAAGCACGUGAACCCUGUGCAGGCGCUCAGUGAGUUCAAAGCCAUGGAGAGCAUCUGAGUGGGCCCGCCAGCUGCCCGCCCCGGCUCUCAAGGCCCGUUACCGUUCUGCACCCAGUGCACUUGCUAAGUAGAGAACCUAACACUAGCGCUAGACCCCGGGGAAAGCGGCAGAUUGACACCAGCCUGGUGGUAAAGUUCUGCAAGGACAUUACAUAUUUCUGAGUUGGUCACAAAAUGCCUUUAGAAUUUAGGAACAUCUUUCUAGCUAUAUUUUUUAUAAACUUAAAGUUCCACAACCAAAGAAAAUCCCACAUUCACUUGUCAGUAGCACUCUGGACCCUGCUGGGCCGCCUGAUGGCUGGGUGGCUCAGCAGUGAGGGCCCCACCAGCCCAAGGGUGGUGGUGGGCAGUGCUGAACGACCAAAGGUGACCGGGCAUCUUAGGAGACAGUCUUUGGGAAAGGAAUGUUCUAGAGAGGUAGACCUUGCAAGAGAGAAACUAUGUGCAACAGUAACAUAAUGUAUCUUGAAGAAAACUGAUUACUCUUUAUGAAAUGAAAUGAGAGUUACAAUGCAUGGCUACAAUUACUAAUGUACUCUGCUGCAGGACAUUAAUAAAGUUGCUCUUCUCGGGUUAGGCUGUUGCGAUGCCAUAGUCAGAACUUGCUUUUUCUUCCAGCUCCAAAUGCAAAUUUCUUCACUGGGCUCACUAAUGAUUGCAAUGGUUCCUGCCUUGGGCUUGCAGCUGAAGCCUGACAGAGUAGUUUUUGCUUAGGCAAUAAUUUAGAUUUUACCUUAUUUGUGAUUACUAUAGCGAUUACUAUAGCUACAAGGUAUAAUUUUGCUGUCUUAUUUAAAUUUUAUGAAUUUGAAUGUUUUUUACACUAACUUUUCUCAAUAAAGUCCACUACGAAGCUAA
This is a messenger RNA of Chinchilla lanigera (long-tailed chinchilla), 3834 nucleotides long. RefSeq names its product catenin (cadherin-associated protein), alpha 1, 102kDa (gene Ctnna1). NCBI's taxonomy places the organism in Eukaryota, Metazoa, Chordata, Mammalia, Rodentia, Chinchillidae. The coding region runs from base 140 to 2974 and encodes 944 amino acids. Gene Ontology annotation, biological process: cell-cell adhesion; cell migration. The record is from RefSeq and is a predicted model, not a curated record. The transcript has 17 exons. Gene Ontology annotation, molecular function: cadherin binding; actin filament binding; beta-catenin binding. Gene Ontology annotation, cellular component: adherens junction; catenin complex; actin cytoskeleton.